AGGGGUUGGGAAUCGAUAUGAAUACGUCCGCGAAGCGCGCUCGUUGCUGAAUCUUUCCACGCUACCACGCGAAAUUCCCGGCCACGCGAAGGCUGGCGAAGGCAGAGAACGUGCCCUUGCGCGAAACCGGAAGUACGAGCGUCGUCCCCUCCGUUUCUUCAGCCGCGCAGGGUGACCGCGCGAAUCACGUCGUUCCCAGCGCGCCUGUCCGAGAACGGGGACGGGGAUCGAAUCGAGGCACGGUCCCGAUAUAUCUCAGGGGGUGGCUACCUUAGCCUGCCAUUCGCACGCGAAACCCGCGCGCGACGAGUAAGCCGAGGAGCGAAGGCAAGUGUCGGCGGAGUAUUCCGAUUCGAGAACCUGCUCAAUUCCGCAGGAAACAUCUCUAUAGCAGAAACGAACGCUGGAAACUCGAGACUGAAGAAUUAAAUCUGGAACGUGAAGAACCGGGAGCGGGAGAGGGAAGUGUGCGUUAAAAUUGAUUUUGGUCGAUCGCAGUGUGGGAAAGAGAGAGAGAGAGAGAGAGAGAGAGGCAAAAGAGACGUCAAAGCGGACGAAGGACGAAGAGGAGUAACGUGUGACGUUCACACGAGAAGAUUCGCGGGCGAUCGAACGCGCACGCAGCAACGUCGUGCAACCUCGAGAGAAGGAGCGAGUGAAAGAGAAAGAGAGAAAGAGCGAGAAAGAGGGUGUUCGAUUAGUCGGGCGACGAGGUCGAUCGGACGACGAGGACGAUGGCAGUAAGCGCUUUCUCGACGACAUUGCACACCACCGAUUUUGCCACUACGUGUCCCACUACACCCGCGCUCUGGACCGAGGCAUCGCUACCACCCGAAGACGAGGAGGAGAACGUCCUGCACAUCGGCGGUAUCUUCCCCGUCGCCGGCGAGGGCGGCUGGCAGGGCGGCCAGGCUUGCAUGCCAGCUGCGCGUCUGGCCUUAGAGGACGUUAAUCGCGAAAAGAACUUGUUACGCGGAUAUAGACUGCACCUUCAUUCCAACGAUAGCGAGUGCGAACCCGGCCUCGGCGCAUCCGUAAUGUAUAACUUACUAUACUUUCCACCCUAUAAAUUAAUGCUGUUGGCUGGCUGCAGCACGGUAUGCACCACGGUCGCCGAGGCGGCGAAGAUGUGGAACUUGGUGGUGCUCUGCUACGGUGCAUCAUCGCCGGCGCUAUCUGACCGGAAUCGAUUCCCUACCUUGUUCAGGACGCAUCCUUCCGCCACCGUGCACAACCCCACGAGAAUCAAAUUGUUGCAAAAAUUUGGUUGGUCUCGGGUAGCCAUAUUGCAACAAGCUGAAGAAGUGUUCAUAUCGACCGUUGAAGAUCUAGAAGCACGAUGCAAGGAAGCUGGGAUAGAGAUAGUCACUCGUCAAAGCUUCCUAUCGGAUCCAACGGACGCGGUGAAGAAUCUACGUCGUCAGGACGCGCGGAUAAUCGUUGGCCUGUUCUACGUCGUAGCCGCGAGACGGGUGCUCUGCGAACUCUAUCAUCAGAAGCUGUACGGUCAGUCUUACGUGUGGUUCUUCAUCGGCUGGUACGAGGACGACUGGUUUGAGAUCAACCUGGAAAAGGAGGGUAUCACCUGCACGAAGGAGCAGAUGCGAAUGGCGGCGGAGGGACAUCUAACUACCGAGGCGCUUAUGUGGAAUCAGAAUAAUGACACGACAAUCAGCGGCAUGACUGCCGAAGACUUUCGAAAGAGAUUGAACAAGUUGCUCAAAGACGACGGCUACGACAUAGAUAACAAUCGAUAUCCGGAAGGAUACCAAGAGGCGCCUCUCGCCUACGACGCCGUCUGGUCCGUCGCUCUUGCGUUCAACAGAACCAUGGAAAGGCUAAGCAAGUUGGGGAACAGUCUGAAGAACUUCACUUACGAAAACAAAGAGAUCGCCGACGAGAUAUACGCAGCAGUAAACUCGACCCAGUUUCUUGGAGUUUCCGGUUACGUCGCGUUCAGCUCGCAGGGCGACAGGAUCGCUCUGACGCAAAUCGAGCAAGUGAUUGAUGGAAAGUACGUUAAAUUAGGGUACUACGAUACGCAAAGCGACAAUCUAACGUGGCGAAACCUGGAACGAUGGAUCGGCGGCAAGGUGCCGCAGGACAGAACGAUAAUAAGAACCGUUUUGAGAACAGUGUCACUGCCCUUAUUCAUAAGUAUGGCGACCUUGUCGGCGCUCGGUAUCAUGAUAGCCAUCGGAUUGAUCGUAUUUAACAUCUAUAAUAGGCACCGAAGAGUUAUAUAUUCGUCUCAUCCUACCGCCAACACGAUAAUGCUGGUGGGAAUAAUAGGCUGUUUCUUGGCUGUGCUGUGUAUAGGAAUUGACGGUAGGUUCGUGACGCCGUGGCAGUUUUUGAUAGUCUGCCAAGCUAGAGCGUGGACGAUGUCGGUUGGUUUCACUCUGGCGUUCGGUGCCAUGUUCAGCAAAGUGUGGAGGGUCCAUCGGCUCUCUACAAAAGCGAAAGCCGAUCAAGGAAAAAAGAAGAUUGAACCAUGGAAGCUGUACGUUAUGCUGGGCGGAUUGCUGUCAGUGGAUAUCAUCCUUCUCGUCACUUGGCACGUGGUUGAUCCGUUGCGACGCAAAAUCGAGCCCUUCGCCCUGGAGCUGCCUCCUUUCGGAGACGAGGACGCAAUGAUCAAACCCGAAUUGGAACAUUGCGAGAGUGAACACAACAGCUUGUGGCUCGGCUUGAUCUACGGCUACAAAGGCAUUGUUCUUGCAUUCGGGCUCUUUCUAUCUUACGAGACAAGAAGCAUCAAAAUCAAAUUGAUCAAUGAUUCCAGAUACGUGGGAAUGUCGAUAUACAAUAUCGUAGUUCUAUGUCUCAUAACGGUACCAGUGGUAAUGGUCAUCUCUAGCCAGCAGGACGCGAGUUACGCCUUCUCAGCGUUGGCCACUAUUUUUUGUUGCUUCCUCAGCAUGGCCCUCAUCUUUGUGCCGAAGGUCAUCGAAGUGAUUAGACAUCCUAGAGACAAGUCAGAGUCGAGAUACAAUCCAGACGGCGCAGUAUCCAAGGAAGAGGAAGAGAAGUAUCAGAAACUGCUCAACGAAAACGACGAACUUCAGAAACUCAUUGCAGCGAAAGAGGAAAAGAUUGUAGCCAUCAAGCAGAAGCUGGCUGAACGCGAUGCCCUGAAGGGAACCGGCACGAGUCGUUGCAGACAAGGUCAGCCCAAACAAUCCUUCAUCGUUGCUGACUAUCCUACCGGCGAGGGAACAUCGGACAGUGCUAUCGGUGGGGGUAUUUCCAUUUGUACAAAAUCCUCUCGCGCUUCCGCUUCUGAUGUUGAGUUUUCAGAGACGUACUUAUAAUCUCUCCACACACACGAGUAAAGUCAGGCCGCUACGGACGUCCUCAUGCAUUCGCGCGAUACAUUUGGGACCUAAAGUUCUUUUCAAUCGAUCUCGAUGAUUAUCGUUAUGCUUCGCUUUUAAAUUGAACGUAUUUCUGGUAUUAUUUAUCGUAAGUAUCGAUGGGUACGUACUUGCGUGUUUCUUCACGAUGCACUUUCAAGCAAUGUCUCGUUGAAGUGACCGGAGUACACUAUUAUCCACAGUAGCUAUCCACCGCAACGCGACGAUAACACGGAUUAAAUAUUGAAUGACUAAGUCCGCACGUUUUAAAAGAAUAAUGGAACACCAGAGAAACUGGGUCGUGAUUUUGAUUUUAUUUUAAAAAAAGAUGGCACAUGCAUUUUUCUUACACAACUUGUGCACGAUUGAUAAAUUAUGUUGCAUUAUCUUCAUUGAUUGCAGACUCGAUAAAUAUAAAAAAAAAAUGAUCUAUUAAUACAAUACUAAAAUUAACAAAUAAAGUAUUAAUGUCAUGUUAAUGUAAAUGUUAGCUUCUCAUCAAAUUGUUUAGAGGAUUUUUUUUAAUUAUUAAUAAAAUUUAUAUAGCUUUACGUUUUAGCAAAAGGGUACACCAAUUUCGUAGUUUUAGUACAUUGGUAAAUAAUUAAAUAUGCAAAUGGUAUCGAUUAAUAUGUGUACGUGAAGUAGGAAUUUUUAUCUUAGUGAAUUAUAAUAGUUCUCUUCCUGCGAAUUUAGCUAAACGAGAAACACAGGAUCUAAUGAAAUCUGGCCUAUGCCUUAUGAAAAUUUUAUGAAAGUUGGCCCUAUCUUUCUGACAGCAAUGUGUUCUUCUUUCUGUAAUUAUCUACUAUUAUCGAUUAAUUAUUUACUGGUAGAACGACAUGUGUAUUUUUAUAUGUAACUCGAUUUUUAUUAGCUGUUGUGUAGACACCCGAGAUUGGAUGUUUGUGAAAUUAGCAGGUGUAUUUUUCAACACCUGUAAGAAAGUAUAUUCAAUCAGAUUUUCUUAGCGAAAUACAAUCUUUAUCCUAUGGACCAAGUUACCCCCCCGUGGAAUAACGUUUUCAGGGACGGAGCUUUUGAGUAUUUUAUAUCUUGACUUAUAACUCUUUUAUCGAGAAACUAUAUGCUCGAAGGAAAAUAUAACGAAGUCUUUCAAACAUGAUCUUCAAUAUCAUCGAUUUCAGUCAGAUGCAUAUCUUGAUAUUUUUCUUAAAAAUGUAAUAAAUUGCAAGAGAAAAAAAAAGGACAAAAAGUUACAACAGACGGAAACGAAACGUGUUCGCUGAAAGUUAAACCUAACAAAAUGUAUUACUGUUUUUAAUAAAAACGAGAAAACUGAAAUUACAUUCUUAUAUCGGACAUGUAAUUUUCUCGUGAAUUUGUGAAAAGAUUUACCUUUAAACAAGAUAAUAAGAAAGAAUACAAAUAUAUAUUUUGAAACGCACAAUAUAUAAAUAUAAUAGACAUGUUAUACUUAAAGUAAAAAAUGAAUUAUUUAACCGGUAUAGAUAACGCGGCUAUAAAUUGCAAAUUGGAUUUGACUGACUCAGGAUGAUGUUUAUACAUGCUUAUCAUUUGUUACAGAGCACGAAGCAAUUUAUAAUGUUUACGUUUAGGCCUAAAAUAAUCUUUACUCUUUAUCACAUGACUCAGUUUAUUGCAGUUAAAUCUCGUUAGAAAAGUGUCGUAUUGAUUGUGUACAGUAUCAAACGUUGUUGUAAACCUCAUGAAGCGUACUCCCAAAUUUGAAGAGACAAGAAGAAAUCAAAUUAUGAAAUUUAGUCCAAUCCGGAUUAACGCAGAUUGUCAUAAACGCGUGAAGUGUGCUAACGAGAUUUAAAUGCUGCCGAAUUUCGUACCGUUCGUUUAUAAUUUGGGAGUCUUGAUGAGGUGAAGUGUUACCAUUACUGUUUAGCAUGUAAGAGCCGGGUUGCACGAUUGUUAAUUUUUGAUGAACGUUUUUGACAGAACGCCGAACAUGUUGUGGAUCGUAUUCGGAUACUUACGGAUGAGAGGGAUGUACAUUUUUUUCGACUUCCAAAUCAUUUACGGACGGAUUCGGUAUCAGCUAAUUGUCCAUCUGCAAGCUCGCGAGAUUUAUGGUGUUUGACCUUUUGUUUUUUUAGGCACGCAGCACAUCGCCGAAAUGUACGAACUGCACCGACUAUGAUGCCAAAGCAAUACACACGCAAACGAGCGCUACGCUUGCGACAAAACUCUCUUCUAAAACUAGUAUUAAAUCUACGUGCACGGUCAAUAUGCGAAGCAUAUACGAGUCUUGGAACACGCCAAAAGUGAGAAUGACUCUCCGUAAUGUCUGAGACGUGAUUUCGCGAUGACGGGAAACCCCGUUUGAAGUACUGUAAGUUAGUUCGUAGCGGGUGGAAUUGUUUUAUAUGUUUCGAUACGAUUCGACUGCGCCUUAGAAAGAGGAAGAAGAGCAAGAACAAAAAGAAAAAAAAGAAAAAGUAAAGAUACGGUAUUGAGACAUAUAUAUGUAUUAUAAAUAUACGUCGCGCGGAUGUUACGGCUGUCUAUCGCGUAUUCUCUCUCAGGCACACAAACCGAAAAUAAUGUGAAAUCUGUCGUUGUAAAUCCCGUGUAUAGACAGUAAUUUAAAACGGAAUGUAAUUUCUCAUUUACCUACCACGCGCGCUCACCCACGCAGUAUUUUUUACUGUACUCGUUUGAUCAACUGCCGCGCAAACGGCGCUUGUAAGUCUAGCAUUAUACAUUAUACGAUAGUCCUAUCGAACUGUUGACGAAAGUAUCACAUAUAUGUACGUUAGAUUAUGGAGAUAUUUAUUUUUAAGUUUUUGAAUUAUAAAAUCCGUUAAAAAAUCGAAGGCUCUACCUAUUAUUGAACCCUUGGAUUGUUUACUCGAUCCGAAGCUCGCAAUCGGCGUGAUCGCGAGUGUUCAUAUCUCUACGUUGUUUCUAGAGUUGAGAUUUUAAUAAAGAAAAUUUAAACGCCA
This is a messenger RNA of Solenopsis invicta (red fire ant), 6295 nucleotides long. RefSeq names its product gamma-aminobutyric acid type B receptor subunit 1 (gene GABA-B-R1). The record is from RefSeq and is a predicted model, not a curated record. Gene Ontology annotation, cellular component: G protein-coupled receptor heterodimeric complex; membrane. NCBI's taxonomy places the organism in Eukaryota, Metazoa, Arthropoda, Insecta, Hymenoptera, Formicidae. Gene Ontology annotation, biological process: gamma-aminobutyric acid signaling pathway; G protein-coupled receptor signaling pathway. The coding region runs from base 735 to 3314 and encodes 859 amino acids. Gene Ontology annotation, molecular function: G protein-coupled GABA receptor activity. The transcript has 12 exons.